Molecule: messenger RNA, 783 nt
Organism: Helianthus annuus (common sunflower)
Lineage: Eukaryota; Viridiplantae; Streptophyta; Magnoliopsida; Asterales; Asteraceae
Product: very-long-chain aldehyde decarbonylase GL1-9-like
Exons: 2
Coding region: 1-783 (260 amino acids)
Biological process (GO): lipid biosynthetic process
Molecular function (GO): iron ion binding; oxidoreductase activity
Source: RefSeq, a predicted model, not a curated record
AUGGUGUUUUGGGAAGGGUAUGUAAGUGAUGAAAUGAUGGGUACAUUUGCUCCGAUCGUGGUCUACUGGUUGUAUGCAGGGUUUUAUCAGUCGCUACCACCGACGACUCUGGAUAAAUAUCGGUUGCACACGAGGAAGGAAGGAGAUGCGAAGAACGUAGUGCCAAUGAACUCGGCUAUCAAAGUUGUGUUGGUUCAACAACUAGUUCACGCAACGGUUUCCUACCUCCUGUUUUUGGUGCAAUCAAAGACAGAUUUGGUUGGGACUCAUGAAAUCCAACCACCCAUCCUCGCACAAAUUUUCCAGGUCAUCAUUGCAAUGUUUGUUGUGGACAUAUGGCAAUAUUUCAUGCAUCGUUAUAUGCACACAAACAAAUUUCUUUAUCGACAUGUCCAUGCACAACAUCACAAACUGGUCGCCCCUUACGCCAUAGCGGCGUUUUAUAAUCACCCUAUGGAAGGCGUAUUCGACACGAUUGGUGCUUCCAUUGCUUUUCUUGUUUCAGGAAUGACUGCCAGAACCGCGAUUCUAUUCUUCUGCUUGAUUGUGGUAAAAACAGUUGAUGAUCAUUGUGGACUUUGGUUACCGGGUAAUGUUUUUCAUAUGUUGUUCCCAAACAAUACCGCUUUUCAUGACAUCCAUCAUCAACUCCAUGGAUCAAUGUACAAUUUUUCACAACCUUUUUUCCCAAUUUGGGACAAGCUUCUUGGGACCCAUAUGCCAUAUGAUCUUGUUAAACGGCCCGAAGGAGGUUUCGAGGCAAGAGUAAUAUCCAAAGACUAA